Molecule: messenger RNA, 1264 nt
Organism: Daphnia pulex (common water flea)
Lineage: Eukaryota; Metazoa; Arthropoda; Branchiopoda; Diplostraca; Daphniidae
Exons: 2
Coding region: 124-1026 (300 amino acids)
Source: RefSeq, a predicted model, not a curated record
GCUUUUCUGGGUUCCUUUUUUUCUAUCCUAUCCUAUAUAUCCCAGAGUUGCUGGAAACAAUUUUAUUUCCUGUACAACAUUUGACUGAAGUUGACGCGCUUGUAGUUCAAUCCAGACCUCAUCAUGCGCAUUUCGUUUAACAUAGUGCUACUCGGAGCGUUGGUGUUUGCGACCCAUUCGGUCCACUCUAUCGAAGACUUUCCGGCUCAGGUGGGAGUCAAUCGCCACGGCCAGACCAUCAACGUCAACGGACAUCUCAUCGGCAUUUCCCGGCAAUCGCACGAGCACGACGACAUCUCAGUAGAACUUCUCGGCCGGGCUCCAAUGAAUUCCGGCAACGGCCAGAAUGUUCAAAGUCGGAUACCAAUGGCGCCAAUGGCACCCACCAACACCCUGCAAACUGUCCGACUCUUCAGAGACUCAGACGAGCGUCACGACAUAUCGCUGGAAGACAUGAUUGUCCGCCAGCACAACCGCCAACUUGUCCCCGGCCAACAACGUGUCCGUCCAUUCAGAGACUCGGACGAGCGUCACGAUUUUUCGAUCGAAGAUUUGAUCGGCCGCGGAGCGAUCCGCCAGAACAUCCAGAGCCGGAAAUCGCCCAUCCAGCCGGGCGGAAAUAUUUUCAUGGACUCUGACGAAAACGACUUGUCCGAUGAAGUUAAUAUGUCUCUACUCCCCGAAUUGCUCCGCCUUCUCCAGCCGCAAGUCCAGCAAAAUCGGGUCCCAGUUGCCGCCAACCAGCCCGGCGUCAGUCAGCCAAUCAUCCAGCAGCGCCACAACGAAAUUGCCAGCCCUGUUUUGGAAUUCCAAGAGAUCCUGACGAAUCCCACUUUCCAGCAAAAGCUACAAGAAAUCGACGAGCGUUUGAAAAGGGCGCCCGCCGCCAGAGGCAAGCGCCUCAUGGAGAAAUACGCCACAGCUCUGGCCAUCUACUCGUCCCCGUCCAAUGCCGGAAGCCCGUCAAUUAAUUUCUCUCACUUCCUUCCGCUUUUCAUCGCCUGUUUCUGGGUUUGGCUUUCUUAAAUUUCAAAUGCGUCAAUCAUUUUUUUAAGACCUGCAGAACAAAAGCCUUUUUUGUUUUGUUUUUCCUAUUUUCAAAUGUUAUACAGUUUCAAAAAUUUGAGAAAACGGCGGUAAAAAAAAGGGGGUUUUUGAAUUUAAAAUUUCUUUCUCUAGUUCGAGGAAAAAAGAAUAAAAGAUGUUAAUAAGAAUGGAAUAACUAUGUCGAUUGAUUAAUAAAAAAAAAAACAUUUUUAAUCUC